GUUGCUGAGCGGGACUCUGGGAUCUUGUGGCCCAGCUUGUCUCAAGGGCUCCUUUCUCCCUGGUGCAGACACUUCCACCCCCUGCACCCCCUCCGACCUGCUCUGGCACCAAGAGGCCCACCAGCCAGGAUAGAGGACACUCUUUCCUCCUCUAGCAUUGCUCCCCGAAAGAAAGCCUCACCCAAAGGCUGUUUCUUGUAGGAAAGGAUCCCUCCCUGGUUCCCCUGGACCCCAGGCCCCUCCCUGGUUCUGGCCUCCUCCUUUCUGGACUUGGCUUCAGAUCCUGGGCUGCAAACCUGCAGGGACAGAUGGUUGCAAGUUGGAGGGCAGGUUGCACCCCAGGGAGGUCAGCCUGCCUGAAGGCAGGCCCAGAGCUUGUUCUUGGUGUGGGGUUCUCUGAUGUGGGCAGAUAAACCCAAAACUGGCCCCAGUGGGUAGAUGAGAUCUGUGAGAUUGGAACAGGUGCAGAGACCUUUUUCACAGGUCUCCUUGUCCUUCUGUCCAGCUCUCCAAUGCCCAUUCAUCCUUUAAACAGGACUUUGAUCUGCUGCAGAAUUGGAAUCAGAGCUGCAGGCCUACAAGUACCUGCCUCUCUUGGCUUGCAUGCCUCCAGUGACAGAGCACUUACCACCUUCUGCCAUAGGAAAGCUUCUUUAUGAUAAGCAGAGACAGAAGCUUCAGCUUGGCUCAGGCCUCCUAUUUCUCCCGCCAACCCUCCAUCUGUCCUGGCCGCCUGUCGUAUUGUCCUGGUAUUAAGUCAUCCAAUUCAGAACUCAUCACAUCUGGAGAGAGAAUCUCAGAAUUCCUGUGCUCACCUCAGAAGAGGAUAUACUCAGGCUGGUGUGAGUGGCAGGAGCCAUCCGUGGGCACCAUGGCGAAGAGGGAAGACAGCCCUGGCCCCGAGGUCCCACCGAUGGACAAGCAGUUCCUGGUGUGCAGCAUCUGCCUGGAUCGGUAUCGGUGCCCCAAGGUUCUGCCUUGCUUGCACACCUUCUGUGAGAGAUGCCUCCAGAACUACAUCCCCGCCCAGAGCCUGACACUGUCCUGUCCAGUGUGUCGACAGACGUCCAUCCUCCCCGAGCAGGGCGUCUCGGCACUGCAGAACAACUUCUUCAUCAGCAGCCUCAUGGAGGCGAUGCAGCAGGCGCCUGAUGGGGCUCACGACCCCGAGGACCCCCACCCCCUCAGUGCAGUGGCUGGCCGCCCCCUCUCCUGCCCCAACCAUGAAGGCAAGACGAUGGAGUUUUACUGUGAGGCCUGUGAGACAGCCAUGUGUGGCGAGUGCCGCGCAGGGGAGCACCGGGAGCACGGCACGGUGCUGCUGCGGGAUGUGGUGGAGCAGCACAAGGCGGCCCUGCAACGCCAGCUCGAGGCGGUGCGCGGCCGACUGCCACAGCUGUCAGCAGCUAUUGCCUUAGUGGGGGGCAUCAGCCAGCAGCUGCAGGAGCGCAAGGCAGAGGCCCUGGCCCAAAUCAGCGCGGCCUUCGAGGACCUGGAGCAAGCGCUGCAGCAGCGCAAGCAGGCUUUGGUCAGCGACCUAGAGGCCAUUUGUGGAGCCAAGCAGAAGGUGUUGCAGACGCAGUUAGACACCCUGCGCCAGGGUCAGGAACACAUCGGCAGCAGCUGCAGCUUCGCGGAGCAGGCACUGCGCCUUGGCUCUGCCCCCGAGGUGUUGCUCGUGCGCAAGCACAUGCGGGAGCGGCUGUCGGCGUUGGCAGCGCAGGCCUUCCCAGAGCGGCCACACGAGAAUGCGCAGCUGGAACUGGUCCUUGAGGUCGACGGGCUGCGGCGAUCUGUGCUCAAUCUGGGCGCGCUGCUCACGACGAGCGCCACGGCACACGAGACGGUGGCCACGGGCGAGGGCCUGCGCCAGGCACUGGUGGGCCAGCCCGCCUCGCUCACUGUCACUACCAAAGACAAAGAUGGGCGACUCGUGCGCACCGGCAGCGCGGAGCUGCGCGCGGAGAUCACUGCCCCAGACGGCGCGCGCCUGCCGGUGCCGGUGGUGGACCACAAGAAUGGCACGUACGAGCUGGUGUACACGGCCCGCGCGGAAGGCGAGCUGCUCCUCUCAGUGCUGCUCUACGGACAACCGGUGCGCGGCAGCCCCUUCCGAGUGCGCGCUCUGCGUCCCGGAGACCUGCCGCCUUCCCCGGAUGAUGUCAAGCGCCGAGUCAAGUCCCCCGGGGGCCCGGGCAGCCACGUGCGCCAGAAGGCCGUGCGCAGGCCCAGCUCCAUGUACAGCACAGGCGGCAAGAGGAAGGACAACCCCAUUGAGGACGAGCUCGUGUUCCGUGUUGGCAGUCGUGGAAGGGAGAAGGGCGAAUUCACCAAUUUACAGGGUGUGUCGGCAGCUAGCAGCGGCCGCAUAGUGGUAGCCGACAGCAACAACCAAUGCAUCCAGGUUUUCUCCAAUGAAGGCCAGUUCAAAUUCCGCUUUGGGGUCCGAGGGCGCUCACCGGGGCAGCUGCAGCGCCCCACUGGUGUAGCAGUGGACACAAAUGGAGACAUUAUUGUGGCCGACUAUGACAAUCGUUGGGUCAGCAUCUUCUCCCCGGAGGGCAAGUUCAAGACCAAGAUUGGAGCUGGCCGCCUCAUGGGCCCCAAGGGAGUGGCCGUAGACCGGAAUGGACACAUCAUUGUGGUCGACAACAAGUCUUGCUGUGUCUUCACCUUCCAGCCCAAUGGCAAACUCGUUGGCCGUUUUGGGGGCCGUGGGGCCACUGACCGCCAUUUUGCAGGGCCCCAUUUUGUGGCUGUGAACAACAAGAAUGAGAUUGUGGUGACGGAUUUCCAUAACCAUUCAGUGAAGGUGUACAGUGCCGACGGGGAGUUCCUCUUCAAGUUCGGCUCUCACGGCGAGGGCAACGGGCAGUUCAACGCCCCCACCGGGGUAGCUGUGGACUCCAACGGGAACAUCAUUGUAGCUGACUGGGGCAACAGCCGCAUCCAGGUAUUUGACAGCUCUGGCUCCUUCCUGUCCUACAUCAACACGUCUGCAGAGCCACUAUAUGGCCCCCAGGGCCUGGCACUGACCUCGGAUGGCCACGUGGUGGUGGCCGAUGCUGGAAACCACUGCUUUAAGGCCUAUCGCUACCUCCAGUAGCUGCACAGGGGCCCUGCCCAGCUCACGGAGGGAUGGACACAGGGGUGAUUGGACAAGAGGGUCUGGCCGGGAGGUGGGCCAGACCUGGCAGCACUGAAUGUGGGCAGUGGGCAUGGGUGUGCCCGCUGCCCUCCCUCUCCCCGUCUCCCAACCCCCACGGUUGCACUUUAUUUAUUCGGUUCUUGCUUUGGUGACUGGGUGGGCCUGGACUGUGGUCCCAAGGAUGUGUGCAGAGCUUCACCCUACCCCACCCCCACAACCUCCCCUGUCUCCUCAGUCUGCUCCCCACCCCCCAGCCUGGGGCCACAACAGCCUCUUACUCCAGGACAGAAGUCCCUCUGGUUGUCUCCCUACACCCCAUACACACUGACAGAGACAGCAAUACCCCAUCCCCCCAUAUUAAAUAAAUGUGUUCGCCAAGA
Molecule: messenger RNA, 3528 nt
Organism: Talpa occidentalis (Iberian mole)
Lineage: Eukaryota; Metazoa; Chordata; Mammalia; Eulipotyphla; Talpidae
Gene: TRIM3
Product: tripartite motif containing 3
Exons: 13
Coding region: 656-3106 (816 amino acids)
Biological process (GO): protein polyubiquitination; negative regulation of translation; proteasome-mediated ubiquitin-dependent protein catabolic process
Molecular function (GO): zinc ion binding; ubiquitin protein ligase activity; protein binding
Source: RefSeq, a predicted model, not a curated record